ACUUGUCUGUCGAUACCUGACAUCAAGACAGCAUUCAGUGACUGCAUUAACAAGAUUGGGAAGAGAGACUGCCUGACACAAGCCUGCUCUGCUCUGACUGGGAAAGGAGUGAACGAGGGAAUUGAAUGGAUGGUGAAGUGCGUGGUGAGGAAUAUUCACCGGCCCCCAAGAAAGAAGGACAUCACGUAA
Molecule: messenger RNA, 189 nt
Organism: Mesitornis unicolor (brown roatelo)
Lineage: Eukaryota; Metazoa; Chordata; Aves; Mesitornithiformes; Mesitornithidae
Product: ADP-ribosylation factor-related protein 1-like
Exons: 2
Biological process (GO): protein localization to organelle; intracellular protein transport; Golgi to plasma membrane protein transport
Cellular component (GO): Golgi apparatus
Molecular function (GO): GTP binding
Source: RefSeq, a predicted model, not a curated record